Molecule: messenger RNA, 1354 nt
Organism: Amphiprion ocellaris (clown anemonefish)
Lineage: Eukaryota; Metazoa; Chordata; Actinopteri; Pomacentridae
Gene: il12bb
Product: interleukin 12B, b
Exons: 9
Coding region: 111-1070 (319 amino acids)
Molecular function (GO): protein binding
Source: RefSeq, a predicted model, not a curated record
AUACAGCAGCAGCAGCAUGCAGCAUUCAGACAGAUAAACUCAUCACACACAGCCUUCUCCUUGAUCUGCUAUCAAGUUAGGAAAACUCUGAAUCAAGUCUGGUGUUCAAGAUGCACGCAUUUUUCCUCCUGGUCCUGUGUGCUGUAGUGUGCGGCGUCAGCUCCAACAGCCAGCAAGUUGUCAUUGAGACUCUAAUGGAUAAUGUCGUGGUCCUGAGAGUGCCUCAUGGUCCGAGACCCGUGGUGAACGUUCCUCUGAGCUGCGGAGAAGCUUACCAGAAUCAGCCUGUGUUUUGGAAGAAAAAUGGUGUGGAGAUGAAUCCAUCUCUGGUGGGGAACCAUGUCACUGUUUCUGUUGAAGAGAUGAAAGGAGGAAACUUCACUUGUCACUUCAGUCCAGAUGGAGAUGCCCUCAACCACACUAUAAUCCUGAUCCAGCUACAACCAGAUAAGAGUGUCAUUCUGGAGAAAAAAUCACCCGCAGAAGGUUACAUUCACUGCUCAGCACCAAACUAUAAAGGCUCCUUCCACUGCACCUGGACAAGAACUGAGUUCAGAACCAAUGCAGCUGUGCUCCUGGUAAAGGCACAACGGUAUAUGGAAAACAUUCCCUGUGAACUGAAUGCGGAUGGAUCAGGGGUUCACUGCCAGGAUGCCAACUGUCCAUACAACGAGGAACGACACCGCAUCUCCCUCGCUGUUUACAUCUACAGCUCCUCUCUCCUGGAGGCCUACACAAAGUCUUUCUACCUGAGAGAGAUUGUGAGGCCGGCAAAACUCCCCAACCUGCAGCUCAGCGAUGGGAGGGUGUUCAGCUGGGACUACCCCGACUCCUGGGAGAAGCCCUGCACUUUCUUUGGCCUACAGUUCGAAGUCAAGGCAGUCCACAGUGGACAUUCUUGCCACAGUGACUCGCUCAUAAUGAGCAACACCACUGAUCAAACCAGGUAUGAGGUCAACAUCAAAACCAGAAGGUAUGUUUUCUGUGUGCGAGCUCAGGACAAGCACACCAGCGGGCCUUGGAGCCACUGGAGUCAGUGCACAGUGAACAAAAACAAUGUGAGCUGCUAACCUGUCACCGGCCUGUAGCCAAAAAAGAAGGAAGAGAAGACGGAUGGAUAAAUCUAUUUUUUUAAUUCUAUUUUUUAAAAUUUUCCCACAUUUUUACCUGUACAGUAUUUAUUCAUCAUUCAAGUUGUCUCUAUGGAGCUAGAGUAUAUCGUUAAAAUAAAUAUUUGCCAUGCUAUGGUUCAAAUCAAUUACUAUUUCAUCCACACCCUUAUUUAUUACCGUUUUCGCAGGAUUAUUUCUGCAAUAUUUUUUUAACAUUUCAUAAUAAAUGCAUGAACAUAUCA